AAACAAACCAGCACCCUCGAGUGUCCGCCAGGAGGCGCAGGGGGCAGCGUGGGACCUGCGGUACCUCCACGGUUGUAGAGGUGUAGAGGGAUGCGGCAGCGACGGAACCGGGCUUCUUUUUUAAAGAAUCAAUGUGAGGGAAGGGUGCAGAGCCGCGUUAUUUCAGGGAGACAUUGUCGCACUCCCCCUCCCGCGUAUAGGUAGCAUCUGGGGUGCGUGCGCCCUGUUCGCAGACCCCAUGGAGAGACGCUGGCGGCGGCAGAUGGGGCUCCUUUCGCGGUUGCAGCCAGCAGUAACCCGACCCCGCCGGCGCAGAGACUGAAGAAGCGCAGGGGACAGCGGCGAGCUGCGAACAAAAGCCCUUGGCGCGGGGCCGAAGCCCAGGACGCGGGAGAUUCCAACAAAGGACGGGGCUCAGCCAUGGUGGACCCGGUGCCUGAAGAAGAGAAGGCAGGAGCGGAGCCCGGCGACUCCGGAGGGGACGAGGCCGCGGCGUCCGUGCCCCCUGAUGCCCAGGGCGCCCAGGAGCCCGCAGCCUCCUCGGCCUCGGCCUCCGCGGCGGUGCCCCGCAAGACGGAAGUCCCAUGUGCAGCCGCAGAAGGCGGGCGGCGGGAGCAGUCCCCGCUGCUGCACCUCGACCUCUUCAACUUCGACUGCCCGGAGGCGGAGGGCAGCCGCUACGUGCUGACCAGCCCCCGCUCGCUAGAGGCCUGCGCCCGCUGUGCGGUCAAACCGGUGGAGCUGCUGCCACGGGCCCUGGCCGACCUGGUGCGCGAGGCUCCGGGCCGCUCCAUGCGGGUGGCCACCGGCCUGUAUGAGGCCUACGAGGCGGAGCGGCGCGCCAAGCUGCAGCAAUGCCGGGCCGAGCGCGAGCGCAUCAUGCGCGAGGAGAAGCGGCGUCUUUUCACGCCUUUGGGCCCCGCGGCCGCCGCCGCCGCAGCCGCCGCAGCCGCAGCCUCGGCCCCGAGCGCAGGCAGCAGCAGCAGCUGCAGCAGCGCCAGCCUCCCGGCCUCGCCCGCGCCGCGUGCUGCCCGCAAGGCUUCCCCCAGUCCCUCCUCCGCCCAGACCCAACCUCCGCCAGCGGGUUCUCGGACAGGCAGGAAGAGCCAUUCGCUGGACUCACUGUCCCGCCGGCGUGAGGGCGCCCUCAGCUCCGAGUCGGGGGCAUCGUCGUCAUCCUACAGUGGGGAAAGCCUGAGGGAGCUGCGCUGGCCGCCUCGGGCCUCAGCCAGGAACAGCUGCCCGGCGGGGUCGGCGUCCUCCACUACCAACGCUCCGGGCCGCCCGUCCGCCCUGACCCUGGUUCCGAUCACCGGCCGCAGCUUCAGCCUCGGGGACCUGAGCCAUUCGCCGCAGACCGCUCAGCACGUGGAGCGCAUCGUGCGCCAAGUGCGUGCCGAACGCGGCCUGCGCGGGGUGCCGGAGCGUGAUCGGAAGAUAGCGGCGCUCAUGCUGGCGCGGCACCAGGAGGAGCUCCUGCUGCUAGAGCAACGCGCGGCGGCCCACGGCCAGUGGGAGCUGCAGCGCGUGCACGCCGAGCAGCGGCGGGAGCGCGAGGAGCGGGAGAAGCAGCGCGCCCUAGAGCAGGGCCGCCGAGCCUGGGCCGCGCAGGUGGAGGAGCGGCGAGGCCGCCGUGGCCGCGAAGAGCGCGAGGCGGCACGGCGGCGGCAGCGGCAGUACGAGCGCAGCGAGGAGCGGCGGCGGGAGCUGGCCGAGCGCCAGGGCCUACUGCGGCGAGAGCGGGCGGAGCGCGCGGCCCGGGAGGAUCGGCUUCGCAAGCUUCAGCAGGAGCAGAACCUGAAGCAACGUGAGGAAGGCCUACAGGAAGGGCGGGAGCGGGCCGAGCAGAUCCGCAGGGAGCGCGCCCAGCGCGCGGCCCGCGCCAAGCAACGGCAGGAGGGCCAGCUGCAGCGGGAGAAGCGGGAGCUGAGCCGGGCGGAGCGGGCGCGCCACGAGGCGCUGCUACAGGGCCGGACCCGGCAGCAGCGCCAGGAGCGAGAGGGCCUGCGGAGCUCGCUGGAAGCCAGCUUGGGCCGUGCGCAGGAGAACUACGAGCAUUUGGUGGAGCAGCGCACCCGGGAGCUGCGGGAGCGGGCCCGGCGAGAGGAGCUGCAGGGUCGGCGGGCCAAGGAGGCGGCAGAGCGCAAAGAGCGGGAACAUCAGGCGCACCUGGAGGCGCUGGCGCGGGCGGGGGAGCGACGGCUGCAGCACGCGACGCAGGUGGCGGAGGAAGCAGUGCAGCAGAAGGCGCGGCGCGUGGGCCAGAGCCGGCUGGAGAAGGAACGAGCCCAGCGCGCCAACAAAGAGAAGGUGGAGAGGGACGAAGACUGCCGCCGGCGAGAGCUACUCCAGGCCAUCGGGCGCAAGCUGGAGCGCAGCGAGCAGCUGUCGCGGGAACGGCGCAGUGCGCUGGAGAGCGCCCGCUCCACAGCCCGGGCCUCCUUCCACGUGCGCGAGAAGGUGCGCGAGGAGACCAACACGCGCUCCUUCGACCGCAUGGUGCGGGAGGCCCAGCUACACGCCAGCCUGGACCGCAAAUAACUGCGGCUCUUCGCCAGCCAGAUUGGCACGCACAGCCCCCUGGGGCCUCCCUCGACCACUUUGACCAUCGUGGGAGUGCCCGCUCGGUGCGCAGCGCGGUGGUCUCUCGAGGCUUCUGACCAAUGAGGCAACAACAGUACAGACGUGUGGGACCUGUCAGCUGGCCCCCUUUGUUUUUAAAACUUACUUCGUUUGGAGAUGACAGCACAAUCUGCCCACAUCCACCCUUGAUGGCUCCUGCACCGACCCUUGUCAAACUUCCCUAUGUGUCUCUUGGGCUGGAAUAGAGAAGCUUGGGGGAAAGGGGCUGAUCAGGACUGGUGAGAGGCCCCCCCCAGGAGAGGGCAGAGGUGGUUGUCCCCACCCCUUCUGCAGCAGUUGCCCCAGGCACGUGUUCGACAUUGGUGUCUGAGACAGAGUUGCUACUGCUGAGGGAACAUCACCCUGGCUCACCUCCAUCUUUCAAAAUAUGGCAAGCUGCACAAAGAGCGGAGGCCUCCCAGAAAAACACAGCUCCUCCAAGGUGUCAAGCCACGCCCAAAUGAUCCAAAAAGCAGUUGAUUUUUUAGACCUGACUUUUAAUCGGCCACCUGAGCAAAUUCUCACCAGUUUUGAUAGUUUCCAUUUCAGUCCCUUGGGUUUUCUAGUUAGACAAUCAUCUGCAGAUAAUGUUCAAUUUUUGUCCUUUCCCCCCUCCAUCCUUAUUCUACCAAGUGGCACAGGAAGUUGGUUGGUUUGGUGAUGCUGUUUAGCUUUAAUAGAAACCCCCAGCCCCUGGAGGGGUUGGAUUCCUUUGGCAGCAGUGCUCCAUUCCAUUAAGCUUCCUUGCAGGGUGGGGCCCACUCCAUGAAGACAGCAGUCAUGCCUUAAGAAGCAGAGCUACCUUACGUGCCUGCCCAAGGCUGUUCCUGCCUAAAUCUCCAGCCCUGCAUGCAGUCUCAAGGGUGGGCCCUAGAGAGUUUGGAGUGUAGGAUUCCCUCUGUGAAGGAAUCAUCUCUACUUCUCUGAGGACAAUUAGGGUAUCCUUGGCUGCUUUACUGUGGUGGCGGAAGAGCUGGAAUUGCCUCUUUGUUGAGAGUUGUGUUCACUAUCAACGGCCGUGUACCUUCUCCACCUGCCCCCAGGAAAAAGAGUCUCCCCCUUAAAUUUCCUGGUACCCCCUCACCUAUGCCUGAAAGUAUUUCACCCUCUCAAUGCCUCACCUUUCCCAUUCACCAGAUGGGACCAUCAGUGUUCCUCUUCUGGUACCACAAGGCCUCCUGGAUCCAAAGCACCAUGUCAGUAUUAUUUGUUGGUCCUUUUUGUGCCUUUCUCGACCUGGAGGGGAAGGCAGGAGGAUUGGUGUCAGCCUAGUUUCUUUCUGGGAAUAUGAAUCCCUAGUGUUGGAAGGGGCAGUGCAUCGUGGACAGAUGAUCAUUUAGCCUCUGGGGUGAAAUACUUGCAAUACCAGGUCACUCCGUGGUCCAAAAGGUCACAUUUAGUUGUCAUCAGGCAAUUUUAACCCUUAGAGUGCUUCCCUUCCAUUAAGCUGAAAUUGCCCCACUGCCAUAUCCACCCAUUGACUCUGCCUUCAUCAAGGAAGGUGGGAAGUAAGACAUCACUUUUUACAUUAAACCAGGAUCAGGAAUAAAAAGUUACCAAAAAAAAAAAAAAGGAAACAGGGUAGAAAACUACUAUAUUAAACAUAUUUCAGAUAUAUUCUGCUGGGUAAAAUUGUCCCUGAAAUGGCUGAUUAUUACACACACAUCCAUACACACACACACACACUCUUUGUCAACCCUUCACCCUCACCCCAUCACAUGCCAACAAAUAUAAAAGUUGUAUUGUGUAGAAGGAAGCAGUGCUUGGGUGUUAGGCUUAAGAUGUCAUGAAACAAGGAAAGGAGCUGUGUACCGAGGUUUUUUUUUUUGAAUGGGUUAAUUUUUCCCUUAAAUUUUCUUCUUGUUGGUAACCAGGUUGUCAGUGAGUUGAAAUAAUUGGUAUUAUCCAUGAGUCAGAAGCAUUUAACUAAAAGGUUAAUGUGAUUCUGGUUCUUACCUUGUGGUUCUUGAGUUGGUAAAGGGCUUUUGAAACCAUAGAAAAUUCCACUUUAAAACUACUUCCUUCCAAAGUAUGUUCAUUCGUUGGAGAAGACAAUCUGAUUUUUCAGAUAAGGCACUGAAAGGAACAUAGGUGGUCUUGCCUGGACCUUUACCCAGUUUGUUUUCUGGGUUACUGAGUGACUUUGGGUAGAUUGCUUCUCUGUGCCUUGGUUUCCCCAAACUGUAGAAUGGGGGAUCAUGAUUUCUGCCCUGUCACACAAACACUGUGAGAAUGAAUCAGAAUCCAGAUGGGUUCCCCAGUUCUACAACUCUGGAACCAAAGGUGCAAUUGCUAUAAACAGGAAGGGUCAUGUAACUCUACCAUGGUCACAGAGUGUGAUGUACUGUCAUGACCUGGUGCAGAAAGGAGUAGUCUUGAAAAGCACAAAUUAUAGUAUCUCAUGUGUUGCAAAGGCCCAGGCCUGAAUCUCACCAAAUUAGAAGUUUGCACUUAGAGAGACGCACUGUGUAAAGGCAGAAACUUUUAGAUUCUUCAAAAAACAAAAAUCCAUAUAGCCAAGUAGAAUUAAGGCAAAAACAGGGCUGGGUAUGGUGGUACAUGCCUGUAAUCCCAACACUUUGGGAGUCCAGGGUAGGAGGAUCACUUGCAUCCAGGAGAUCCAGACCAGCCCGGGCAACAUAGUGAAACCCUGAAAAAAAAAGCAAAAACAGAAGCCAAACCUAGUGACAAUAAAGAAUGUUCCAGACCAUCUGCUAGAGUAUAGGCCAACCUCCAUAUUCUAGGAUAAAUAUCCAUAUUGCUUUCUGAGGAGAAGCAAUUUCCAGAAUCAUUGUCGGGCCCCUUGUUUAUAUCCUUUUCUUGAAGCAACGCCAGAGAGAAGAGGUUGUUUCCUAUUCUGAAAUGCAGCAAGAGAAUGUUGGAGGUGGAACAAGGAUAGUGGGUGGAAAAAUGGCUCCUGAUGUAUAUUCUUCUGGGUGGAAUUGUCCCUAAAUGAUAUUCUAACAAGUGCCCAGAAUUUGCUUUAGAGCACCAUGCUGGAUGUGUUCUUACCACCCAGGGGACUGCAGCCUUGAAGUGACCACAGACCUUCACAUUUGUCCUCUUGGAGCAUCCCCUUGUUCUACAAAACAGAGACUGUGAAAUGAAGUGAGGAGGUAUGGGAGGCAUUGGAAGAAGCUUAGGUUUAGUUCAUUACCACGGAAGCAAGAAGGACAAAACUAUUUCAGAUGAAAUCAUCAGUGAAGCGUAGUUUAGUGUCCUGCUCAGGCAGUGACCCAAUGCCUACAAUCCUAUCUAGACAGGAUGGUGGAAGAUUCUUUUUGGAAGCAUGCGGACUGUGACUCUCCAAUGAGGGCAGUAACCAGGAUUUGCUAAAGGCAAAUACUCUGUGGGAUAGUGAAGAUAUAUGAGAAUGCAGUCUGUGUUCAGGCUAUUCUGUGAAAUCCACCGUUUAUCAUUUAUUCACCUUUACAAAGUCCAUUGAAAUAGAGGUAACUCUAAAUAAAGGGCUGUAUCUUGUUUAGCAUAGAAUCCCCUACAGCCAGUGGUUUUACAUCUCACAUAUGGUAAGCACGUAGAUACUGGAUGGAGAGAAGGACAGAGGGAUGAAUGGACAAACAAAUGGUGACCAGAGGAAGUGUGUAUAGGCCAGCUAGGCAGGACUCCAUUCAUUCAACACAUUUUCAGUGAGCCCCUGCUAUGUGCCAGGCACUGCCCUUGGUACUGGAGAAACAGCCUUUCUGAUCAUUGACCCUGGAGAUCACGUAUGUACAAUGUCAUGAGCAGAUGACAUCUUUGUUUUUAUGUUGGGCUUAAUAACUUUCUCACCUGAGUAAUCUGUAGGCAGACCUGAUGGUCCCUCAAGGCACUAACUUCAAACAUUGUCAGCUUCCUAAGGACAAGUCAUCCACCAUUCAAUCAUCAUUUAGUCACUGUUGCUCUCUUUCUUGGAGAAACCUUGAUUAAUCAGGUCAAAUUCAUGCCAUGCACUUAAUCAGCUUUAAAUUUCAGUAAACAAAGAAAGAGAGAUAAACUGAGAGAGAGAGAUGAAUCACCUUCAAGGGCAUUGCCUGUCAUGCCUUUAAGAGAGGCAGCAUAAAUAAUGAUCUUCGACCUAGAGAACCGAGCCUCAGGCUGUGCAGAGUCCUAAUUCACCAAACGUCAUUUGGUACCAGCUCCAUCAUCUGACUGUUCUUGCUGAGACAAGAAAGUCAAAAUUGCAGGACCAUUUCCAGUUUAAAAGUCUCAACAAAAAGAAAUUUCUGGUCAGUACUGAAUCCAUAAAAAGAUUUAGUAAACCAGAAUAUCCCACUUCUUAAGCCUUUCAGAUAAUUGAGCCCAAAGAUUGCUCUGUAGGCUUGUCUUUUCUCUGCUGUAUGACCACAUCUUCAUCCAGCGAAACAUUCAGCAGAGGAACAUGAGGAAGCUUGGUAUUUCUUCACACAGCCUGCGAAGGGGCUUUCAGGGACCCAGAAGCAGAAAACUCUUAGUUCUAGAAAUGUUGUUUAGGCCUUGGGUGUCUGGCAUAGCACCUGAAUAUUACACCUCAUCAUAUGCUUUGGUUAUGUGUGUUUAGACAAGAGCAGUUCUUCGGUUCAUAUGUGCUCUGUUACACAGAGUUCCCUGGCAUCUCUCUCACAUGCACCUCCUCCCAACCCCAUGGGUCUUCCCAACCAGCCCCCAGCCCUUCAUUACUAUCCCUGGUGCUGCUUUGGUUUCCCGUAGUUCAGGGCUGGGACAGAGGGUAGAGUUCUUGGCCAGUUUUCAAUGCUGCCACUCUUAAAAGUCAUGACAGGCAAUACCCUUGAAGGUGAUUCAUCUCUCUUUCUCUGUCUCCCUCUCUGUCUCUGUCUCUCUCCCUCUAUCUAUCUUUUUACUGUAGCAGAUGUUGGGAUAUGGAAUGUGGGAUGGUUUCUUUCAGAGAAACGCUGAUAAUGUCAUCAUUUGCAGUGUUAUUACUUCCCAAUUCAUCAAAUACAGUCAUGUCUCAAAUGAGCACAAAAACCUAGUCCAAAGUGAUUUUUAAAUUAGCUGUCAUUUUGAAGUGUUCUUGCCUUUCUUCCUCUCCACUAGUACAAUUUUUUGUUUGUUUGUUUUGGUUUGGUUUUGAGACAGUCUUGCUCUAUCACCCAGGCUGAAGUGCAGUGGCGCCAUCUGGGCUCAUUGCAACUUCCGUCUCCUGGAUUCAAGCAAUUCUCAUUCCUCAGCCUCUCAGGUAGCUGGGAUUACAGGUGCAUGCCACCACACCCAGCUAAAUUUGUAUUUUUAGUAGAGAUAGGGUUUCACCAUGUUGGCCAGGCUGGGCUCAAACUCCUGGCCUCAAGUGAUCCAUCCACCUCAGCCUCCCAUAGUGCUGGGACUAUAAGCCAUGGCGCCCACCCCUCCAUUAGUACAGUAUUGAUGGCAUAUUUUUGUGUCAGACACUUACACAGUUCACAGGACUUUCUUGUGAAUGAUCCAUAUCUUCUGUGAGCACACAUGUGCAAGCGUGCAUGCACAUACACAUGCACACGCCCACCCUUACUGCUUCCAGCAUCAGUGUUCUUGCAAAGGGAGGAACUACAGCCAUCUUAUUCUUCCAGGGAGGGCUAAGCUCUGGGAAGGCUGAGCUGCCCCUUGUAAGAUUCCAUUGCUCCCACCUGCCUCCAGCCCCAAGGCUGCUUCAGGCUGUGGCUUGUGAGCAUGGUGUUUGCAUCUCCCAAAUCCAUCAUCGAGCCUCAUGUUGAUGAAGGGUUUUCAUGCUGCCACUACACUUCUCCUUCCCAGUGCAUUCUCUCACUGGGUGUCAGAGAUUUACUAGGAAAUAGAAUUUAGAUACCAAAAUGCCAACAUUCAUGAACAUAGCAUAACAGAAUGACUGAUGUCCACCAAAUUCUGAAAAUCUAUUCCAUGUGGUUAUCACAACUUAAGGCAAAGAGUUUGGCAAAGGAGCAAGUGUCUUGACUUAUUCAAGCUAUUCUCGACUCGUUCCUCUUGUCCUCUGUGAAAUGGAGACAAUAGAUCCUAUUUGGUAGGGAGUUGUUAAAUCAUUUAGUUCUUGGAAAGCAGUAGCACUCAAUUUGUGGAUACUGUUAUCCUAAAUUAGAGAAGAUGUUAAAGGAAGGAAUGGGGUAGAUCGAGCUUACGCCAGGUGGUCCUGGUGGACACCAGGCUUGAAUGGUAGCCCUUUUGGGGGUAGUCCUUGCUGCGUGGCAAUCUUCAAACCAUUCCAAAUGAGGGGCUCUGGAAAAAUGGUUCCCCUGGUAAUAAGCAGUAGUCCUGGGGUUGUGGGGGCUGGGGGGAGGUAGGGAUUUACUUGUUUACCCAUUUACCUUGUUUGGCAAUAAAAUUGACAUGUGAUAAUAA
Molecule: messenger RNA, 8928 nt
Organism: Symphalangus syndactylus (siamang)
Lineage: Eukaryota; Metazoa; Chordata; Mammalia; Primates; Hylobatidae
Gene: CCDC177
Product: coiled-coil domain containing 177
Source: RefSeq, a predicted model, not a curated record